UUUUGUUUUCGAUUGUCAACAGUGCGCUCGUAAAAUCUGUCUCUUUCAGUGUUAAACCAUCUCGUCGCUAAUUUUCAUUAUUUAUAAGUGAUUGAACAUCGUGACGCUUCACACAAAAAAUGAGCAAAGCUCACUUUGCCGUCGUUCAAACGCAAGAAGCCCAGGGCCCAAUGCUGUCGGUCGUGCCGCAUCAGUGGGUUCAGAAGGAUGGAUUGCUGUGGCCAAACAAAAAUGCGCAUACGCUCUCCAAGGAUGCAUCAUCAAAGCCAUCACAUACUUGGACAAAAAUCCCUUGUGUUAUGAAGAAAAAGAACAUUGCUACCUACGAGAAAGCGCAGCAGGAAGCAGCAGAACUUUCAGGGUUGUCGACGGACACAUCGGAUUUUGCUCCGCGGAAAAAGCAGAAAAGGGUACACAAAAGUCAACCUGCCCAAGGAUAUGAUUUUAAUGAUAUGCUCAGCCAAGCUGGUCCAUCCUCUGCCAGCCAGCCGCAACCAGGCGUCAAACAUUUGGUCAUCAGCAGAAAGUCGAUGGUCCCGAGGCAAACGCCCCCUUCUUUUGUCAUGAAGGCUGUGACUAGUAAACCAGCACCCGGACCGACUCAACUGGCAAUGGGACAGAGCCCUGCUCAGCUGGAACAAGCUCCGGCCACUCAUGCGAUGGCUCAUUCUGCAUCAAUCAUCCCAGUUGCUCCGUCUGUUCCAGUUGCAGCGGCUGUCGACAUGCAUCAAAUCGUCGAACAAUCUGAAGUGUCGCUGCUCAGCGCAUCAGAGGUCGAAGUUUUACUACAGAAUUCUCAAGAAGUGGGACUUGAAUCGCAGGUUGCAGAGGAGGAGGUCAGCUAUCAUGAGGAAUACAUGGAAAAUUAUGAUGAGGAACAAAAUUCGGAAAAAAGGAUCGUUCAGGCGAUCGAGCAAGCGAGUGAUCGAAUUAUUGAAGCUGUCGCAAGAAAGAUGGACGAAUCUUUCACAAAAUCCGUUGCUGCAAUAAAAAGCGACUUCGACUUGAAGAUAGAAGCCGCCCUGCGUGUUCGCCGGCAUGACAACGACACAACUGACCAAAACUUCAAAUUUUCGCCUGCGUCGACUGUACAGGAAAUUGAGCAACUCGAAACGGAGUUGGCAAAUACAUCUUAUCAGGAGAAGCUUAUCACUCACAUGCGGAAGAUGAUUGGCCCUAUCGGAGAUACCUGUAACGGCCAGAAUAUGUGUUACGCUCUGAUCGAUCGCUUUUUUCAACGCUGUGUGAUGACCAGCUGCUCCUGGAGUGGCGGCAGUAAAUCCGACGUGCCAAAAUAUCCAAUGAAGAAUUGCAAACACAUUUUGGAUACUUUUUUCAAAAUCGUCCACGCUGUGAAUUCGACAUUUUCAGUUAAACUGAUGGAGGACUUCUUCAAGCAGGUUUUGAGGAACGCAAAAUCUCGUUGUCAAGCGAAAGGAUUGCGACAGUCAACGAUUCAUCGACGGGCGAAGAACUCAAAACAAAAAAAUACUCAAGAGGACAUCUGUAACGAUAAUCAAGGCGGUGACGUUUCAAACCAGGAAAUGAAGCACGAAGCUGUGGAAAUUGACGCUUCCGGUAACUUGGAUGUCUCCGACAAUUUGGAUGAUGAUUCCGAAGAGGACAACGACAAAGAAAACACGAUUGGUGACGAAGAUGACGAUGAGUGAAAGGUGUCAGUUUUUGAACCUGUUUUUUUUUUGUUAUUUGAGAAGUUGAAAAUGAAUUUGACUAACUUUUGACUGUUUUGUUCUAAUCAAUUCGAUAUAUGAAUAUGUUAUCAAUGUGAAUCAGUAAAUAAAACAAAGGUAUUCAAACU
Aedes albopictus (Asian tiger mosquito) is the source of this 1819-nucleotide messenger RNA. RefSeq lists its product as uncharacterized. Bases 120 to 1670 code for a protein of 516 amino acids. The record is from RefSeq and is a predicted model, not a curated record. Lineage: Eukaryota; Metazoa; Arthropoda; Insecta; Diptera; Culicidae. The transcript is spliced from 7 exons.